CCACCGUUUCGCAUCCCACAUUUGAAGGACAUAGGACCGAGCUCCCCGAAUGGAUUCGCUUAACGCAACCGAGUUCUGCAUUCUGGCAGAUCGUCACUUUGGCCCUCAGGUCCAAGUUCGCUGCCGAAGCUUUGAUUUUACGGUCGCAUUUGAAGAAAGCAUUUUGUCUGUUCUCCCCUCCGUGCUGUUUAUCGUAUCGGCCGCCUUCCGCAUCGGCAUCCUUUACAGAACGAAGCCGAAGGUCGGCGCGAAACUAUGGCAACUGUUCAAGCUGUCACUGGGGGCGGUUUUCGGUUUGUGUCAGUUACUUCUUCUUGUGUUCUAUCUUUUACCACACGGUGGCAGCCAUCAGCCACUUGCGAUCGCGUCAUUGGCUCUAUCUGUAGCAGACGCGACAUUCCUCUGUGUGCUCUCGUACCUUGAACACGAAAAGGCAAUCGCCCCAUCAAGUGUCUUGCUCGUUUACCUUUCCUUGUCGACAUUAUUGGAUGCUACCCGCCUCCGAACCCUUUGGCUACUUGGUGAUGGCAGAGUACCAUUCAAGGCAAUUUCAUCCAUCAGCUUGGCCGUUAAACUGUCUGUCCUUCUUGCUGAAUCACUGGCGAAGACGAAGCACUUUCUUGAUCCAGAUGCUGCUAGCCUGUCCCCGGAAGAAACGGGGGGGAUAUUCAGCAAUGGUUUCUUCCUGUGGACAAACUCCUUGCUCUUGAAGGGAUUCAAAAAGGUCCUCUCUUUAAGUGACCUUUACCAUCUGCCGCAGAGCUGCGUGGUUAUUGGACAAGACCCAGCGUUUCGAUAUGCCUUCGAAAAAAGCAAGACAAAGCACUACAAGCUCGUCACGGUUACUCUGAAAAUGUUCAAGUAUAGGUUGAUGUGGCCAGUGAUUCCCCGGCUAUUCCUUCUGGCAUUUACUUUGCUACAGCCCGUUUUGAUGCUGGAACUCCUUCAAUGGCUAGAGGAAUCAUCUUUGAGGGACCAGAGCAUCGGCUAUGGUAUACUAGGCGCCUACGUGAUCGUGUAUAUUGGCUUGGCUGUUGCCACUGGGUCAUAUUGGCGUCUUCAGCUAAGAUUCAUCACACUUCUCAGGGGAACUCUUAUCUCAGCAAUAUACCAGAAGGCAUUCACGUUAAACGAUGCGGAUGCAAAGAAAGCUACAAUAUCCUUGAUGAGUACUGAUGUUGAGAUGGCAUGCACCGGAUUGGAGCAAUUUCACGAGAUAUAUUUCAGUCUAUUGCAGAUCGGCUUAGCAAUUUGGCUCUUGGAGCGGCAGGUCGGAGUUGCCUGCGUAUCUCCCGCCAUAGUGGCAACUGCUUGUGCCAUUGCGACUUAUAAGCUAUCACAAUAUGUUGGUCAAAGCCAGAAAGCAUGGCUGGAGAGUGUACAGCAACGACUAAAUGCUACUACAUCAAUGCUGUCAUACAUGAAAACUGUGAAAAUGUCUGGGUUUACGAGAAACCUUUUCAAUAGGAUUUACAACCUUCGAGAUGCUGAACUCAAUGCCGCCUCAGGAUACCGGGGCUUACUAGUAUGGGUUAUGGGUUUGGCAUACGCCCCUUCGGCAAUAUCUCCAGUUGUCACCCUAGCUAUCUACGCUGCUAUACGAUCUGAUACCUGGAGUACAUCUAGCGCAUCUAAUAUCUAUACAGCAAUUUCAUUGAUAGGACUCAUAUCGUCUCCCCUUGUUACUGUCUUCCAACAGGUACCGAUGGUUGUAGCUGCUCUAAGCUGCCUGGAUCGAAUCGAAAGGUUCCUAGAUCUUCCAGUCCACAACGAUUACCGGGAGCCAUUCAGCUCACACGGGUCUCAAAUUGCAUCGGAAAAGCAAGCUACGAGCUCCGUUACGCCCCUGCCAGACCAUGAGGAUACGGGUAGAUCUCGUAUUGCUUUGACCCUCCACGACGCAAGCUUUUCUUACCCCGAAUCACCGUCCAUCGUGCUUCAGAAUAUGACAGUUAGUAUCCAACGGUCACAAGUAACACUGAUCAUGGGGCCUGUUGGCAGUGGAAAGUCUGCGUUGUUGCGAGCCAUGAUUGGUGAAAUGAAUUUGCUUACAGGAAGCCUGCGGAAGGACAUUGGCGACUGUGCAUAUUGUGACCAGAAUUCAUGGCUUCAAAACGAGUCCAUUCGUACCAAUAUUGUUGGUAAUAACGACGACUUUGACACCGAGCUCUACAAGAAAACGAUUUGGGCCUGCGAUUUGGAACAGGACCUAAGUGAAAUCCCCGAGCGGGAUUCAGCCAAGGUUGGAAGCAACGGCAUAUCGUUGAGCGGGGGGCAAAGGCAAAGAAUCUCCAUAGCCAGAGCUGUAUAUGCCCGGAAAGAGCUUUUUAUAUUGGACGAUAGCUUUAGUGCUCUCGAUCCCCGGACGGAGGAGAACCUGACUCGGCGUCUUCUCAGACCUAAUGGUAUGAUGCGAGCAAACGGACAGACAGUCAUCAUUGCUUCGAACAAAGAAAGCCUGCUACUGUCGGCUGACUUUGUUAUACUGCUCGACACCGAUGGCAGAAUCCAAGCACAAGGAUCUCCACAACAGCUGGCGCCGCUGUUCACUGUUCAGGCCAGAGAAUUAAGCCUGGACGAUAACAAGUGUCAUGCCUCCAGCCAAACAGACUCAUUGGCUCCAGAUGUCUCACCCCGCCAGCAAUUAAAACCGACCGAAAGGAAGGAAUUCAAAUCGGAUAUAACAAAGGUUUCAGUGUAUGGUUCCUAUUUGCGAUCGAUGGGCCUCUGGAAAGGGGCAGUGUUCUGUGUCUUCCUGACACUCCAGACGUUCUUUUCCAAAUUCCCAACUGUCUGGCUUCAGUGGUGGCUGGAUGGAGAACCUCACAAGAUGAGUCAUUCGUAUGCGAAGUACAUUGGGAUAUACAGUCUUUUCCAGGGUGCCGCCUUGACUUUUACACUUCUAUCGGCUUUCCAGCAGCUGCGCAUCGUUAUGCCAAGAACAAGUCGCUAUUUUCAUACUCGUCUCUUGAAGGCGACUGUGAGCCUUCCAAUGUCUACUUUUACAGUGAUCGACACAGGAUCAAUUACAAAUAAAUUUAGUCAGGACUUGCAACUGAUCGACUGGAAUUUGCCGAUCACCUUUUUGAAUGCCUCGGAAGGAGCUCUCGGAACUUUGGCACAAGCCAUUAUAGUCGCAAGUUCUUCUCCGUAUAUUUUCAUUGCAUUCCCGGCCCUUUUUCUCGCUGUGUUCGCCAUCCAAAGGUUCUAUCUUCGGACUUCACGGCAAGUGCGCGCAAUGGAUAUUGAAUCCAAAAGCCCGCUGGUGACCCACUUCCUCGAGACUAUCAACGGGCUGCAUACUAUCCGUGCGUUUGGCUGGCAGCGCAGAAGCCAACGCAGCUAUCAGACUCUACUCAGUGCCUCUCAGAAACCAUACUAUCAGCGUUUCAUGCUCCAGAGAUGGUUGAACUUAGUACUCGACAUGGUCGCUGCAGGUGUCGCUAUUCUUGUUGUCGGGCUGGCCAUAAAGUUCCAAACUCGCUCCACACUGAUCGGAUUAGCAUUGGUCAAUGUCAUAUCGCUUAACGAGACCUUGCAACUCCUGAUCGUUCAAUGGGCAGUUAUGGAGAUAUCGCUCGGCUCUAUCACCCGACUAGAGGAGUUCACAGCACAAGCCAAGUCUGAAACGAAUCCUCAGCAGCAAGACGAGCCCGCCCCCCAGAUGAUGGGGCGCCGAUGGCCCCCACAGGGAUCAAUCGAAUAUAGAAAUGUUAUUGCUCGGUACCAUGAGAGUGGCCCCGAUGCGCUUAAAGGCAUCUCCCUGUCCAUACCGGCAGGGUCGAAAGUUGGGAUAUGUGGUCGGACGGGCAGUGGAAAGAGCACCCUCAUUUCUGCGUUGUUCCAGAUGAUUGACGUAACAUGUGGCUCGAUUGUCAUCGACGGCGUCGACACUACAAGCCUCCAUCCGGAGACAAUCCGAUCCAGUCUCAUCGGGAUCUCUCAGCAAAGCUACGUCAUACCAGGACUUUCGGUCCGAGACAAUCUCGGUCUGGGGUGUCCAGAGCCGUUGGAUGAUUCGCAGUUCAUAGCGGCCUUGGAGAAGGUCUCUCUCUGGGAGACAAUCUCCAAACGAGGUGGCCUUUCAGCAGUCCUGGACAACGAUACCCUGUCUACUGGACAGAGUCAGCUGUUCUCAUGUGCGCGCGCCCUCCUCCGACCCGGGGCUGUGGUGGUCUUGGAUGAGCCGGCCAGUAACCUCACCUCUGAGACCGCGGAUAUGAUCCAGCGGGUUGUCGUGGACGCGUUUCGGGAGCGUACGGUGAUUGUCAUUAUGCAUCAGAUUGAGAGACUCCUGGACUUUGACCUGGUGGUGGUGAUGGAGGACGGCCGGGUAGCGGAGAUGGGACGGCCCCAGGAGCUACGCGAGGGAGCAGGGCCGUUCCGGAUGUUGUUGGACGCGAGUCAAGGGAGGGCGUGACUUAGUUACUAUGCUCUCAGCUCGAAGAUAG
Molecule: messenger RNA, 4451 nt
Organism: Aspergillus heteromorphus CBS 117.55
Lineage: Eukaryota; Fungi; Ascomycota; Eurotiomycetes; Eurotiales; Aspergillaceae
Product: putative ABC multidrug transporter
Exons: 13
Coding region: 50-4420 (1456 amino acids)
Biological process (GO): transmembrane transport
Cellular component (GO): membrane
Molecular function (GO): ATP hydrolysis activity; ATP binding; ABC-type transporter activity
Source: RefSeq, a predicted model, not a curated record